ACGCGCUACACCAACCACCAGAAAAUGGCAGCUGCUUCAGCCACUCCCGUUGCUCCUCCCCUCAACUUCUACUCCCCAAAACACUUCCCCAACUGCAGAACCCAGAGAUUGAAGCUCAAACUAGCCAACAAUCCCACCGCUCAGAGAGUUUCCUUCUUGCCCUCUUCGAUUUCUUGGGCGAAAGCUGGACAGAGAUCAAGAACAGCAUCAGGAAUCAUCAGCCGCGCCUAUGUCUCGGGCCCCGCUUUCGACGCUAUCGUGUCGGAGAGUGAUCCGAAAAUCGACAGUUCUGAGGUUGUGGAGAUGCAGCCCAUUGAUGUGAUAAGAUGGGGGCUGUUGUGGAAGCUUGUUUCGCGGCAUAAAUGGAGAGUCUUGGUCUCGGUUCUCACUCUUUUGGGCUGUACCACUUGUACUCUCGCCAUGCCUAUAUUUUCUGGUAGAUUUUUCGAAGUACUAAUUGGGGCAAGACCAGAACCUAUGUGGCAACUGCUGAGUAAAGUGGGAAUUCUGUAUACGUUGGAGCCCAUUUUUACAAUUAUUUUCGUGAUAAACAUGAAUUGCAUAUGGGAGAAGGUUAUGUCAAGCUUAAGAGCUCAAAUAUUUCAAAGGGUGUUGAUUCAGAAGGUGGAGUUUUUUGACAGGCACAAGGUUGGUGAACUAACUGCUUUAUUGACAACUGAUUUGGGUUCUCUGAAGAACAUUGUGAGUGAAAAUGUAUCACGAGAUCGUGGUUUCAGGGCAAUUUCUGAGGUCAUUGGCACUCUGUGCUUACUCUUUGCUCUUUCCGUCCAGCUGGCACCAGUUUUAGGCCUACUUAUGCUUACAGUAUCUAUACUAGUUGCUAUCUAUAAGAGAACAACUGUAAAUGUCUUCAAAGCUCAUGGAUCUGCCCAAGCCACAAUAGCUGAUUGUGUUACUGAAACUUUCGCUGCUAUACGUACUGUAAGAUCAUUUGGGGGUGAAAAACGCCAAAUGGCUCUCUUUGGUCGACAGGUUCUUGAGUACGAGAGUAGUGGGAUAACACUCGGGAUGUUUAAGUCCAUCAAUGAAUCUCUCACUAGAGUUGCUGUCUAUGUGUCUUUAAUGGCCCUGUAUUGUCUCGGAGGAAGCAAAGUAAAAGCUGGGGAACUUGCAGUUGGAACUAUGGUGUCCUUUAUCGGAUACACUUUUACAUUAACAUUUGCUGUUCAAGGGGUAGUUAACACCUUUGGAGAUCUUCGUGGAGCCUUUGCUGCUGCUGAAAGAAUUAACUCUGUUUUAUCUGGUGCUGAAAUUGAUGAAGCACUAGCUUAUGCUUUAGAAAAAGACUUGAAGAGAAGGAAGUUGCCUGAUCCAAACCUUGAAGCUCUUUUGAUCAACGGUUCCAAUGGGGGAACGCAAACGAAGAGUGGAGGGUACAUGUCUUCCCUAAAAUCUGCUAAUAAUGUGCGUAGCUUGGCACGGUCUGGUGAUAUUCGCCUUGAAGAUGUUCAUUUCUCAUAUCCUUUAAGACCUGAUGUAGAAAUCCUGCAAGGUCUUGAUCUGACAUUAAAAUGUGGAACUGUUACUGCUCUUGUUGGUCCAAGUGGUGCCGGCAAAAGUACAGUAGUUCAGCUGUUAGCUCGGUUUUAUGAGCCAACCAGAGGUCGCAUAACCGUUGCUGGAGAGGAUCUACGGUCAUUUGAUAAGAGUGAAUGGGCUCGGGUGGUUUCCAUAGUGAAUCAAGAACCUGUUCUUUUCUCUGUUUCUGUUGGAGAAAAUAUUGCUUAUGGCCUCCCAGAUGAUUAUGUUUCCAAGGACGAUGUGAUAAAAGCUGCUAAAGCAGCUAAUGCUCAUGAAUUUAUAAUUUCCUUGCCACAGGGUUAUGACACAUUAGUUGGUGAGCGUGGAGGGUUGUUAAGUGGAGGACAGAGGCAGAGAAUUGCCAUCGCAAGGGCUCUUCUCAAGAAUGCUCCAAUCUUGAUUCUUGAUGAGGCUACCAGUGCUCUGGAUACAGUCAGUGAACGUCUGGUUCAAGACGCUUUGAAUCGUCUAAUGAAGGGAAGAACAACUCUGGUGAUUGCUCAUAGACUAAGUACGGUUCAGAAUGCCGAUCAGAUUGCUCUAUGCUCUGAUGGGAAGAUUUCAGAGCUAGGAACUCACUCGGAGUUGUUAGAAAAGAAGGGUCUAUACGCUUCUUUCGUUGGCACCCAAAGACUUGCAUUUGAGUGACAAUCACCAUAUCCUUCGGUAUCUCAAAAAUCCUAUGCUGCCAUACUGGAUGUAAGUUUUUUUUCUUUUGCCUAUUGCCGACUGAAGAACUGCUAAAGCUUCGAUAUCAACGAGAAUUUGAACCCAUACAGGGAGACAAGGAGUUACCCACAGAGAUUAUUGUUACUGUUGUUUUAGUACUGCAAAGAUUAGACAUAGGAUCUUAGAUGGCAUGGAAGGACCACUUGGUUGGAGAAAUAUUCCAAAUCUUUGUAUCAUUUCAUGAAUAUUGGUACAUGAGUAUUUAUUGAUAUAUAUCUUCUACAUUCAGAUGCUC
This is a messenger RNA of Sesamum indicum (sesame), 2506 nucleotides long. It is a transcript of the gene ABCB28, whose product is annotated as non-intrinsic ABC protein 8. NCBI's taxonomy places the organism in Eukaryota, Viridiplantae, Streptophyta, Magnoliopsida, Lamiales, Pedaliaceae. Gene Ontology annotation, biological process: oligopeptide export from mitochondrion. Gene Ontology annotation, cellular component: mitochondrial inner membrane. Gene Ontology annotation, molecular function: ABC-type oligopeptide transporter activity; ATP binding; ATP hydrolysis activity. The record is from RefSeq and is a predicted model, not a curated record.